Messenger RNA from Asparagus officinalis (garden asparagus), 1135 nucleotides. RefSeq lists its product as uncharacterized. Bases 133 to 1116 code for a protein of 327 amino acids. The record is from RefSeq and is a predicted model, not a curated record. The transcript has 7 exons. Gene Ontology annotation, biological process: regulation of DNA-templated transcription; circadian rhythm. Lineage: Eukaryota; Viridiplantae; Streptophyta; Magnoliopsida; Asparagales; Asparagaceae.
GGCUUUUGAGGGUAUCUCUGAGGUCGGAAUAUUUUCUAGGGUUUUUUUUUCGUCUGGGGUUUAUUCUGUGCUGGAUUUUUUUUUAGAUGUUUGGAUUGGAUCGGGGGCGAGCUUUGAUUUGGUGCUGCUCAAAUGAUGUUUGAUUGGGACGAUCCGGAUCAGGUCAAUGAAACAAUAUGGGGUGAAUUAAAUCAAAAUGAAGACCAUACUGUGCCUAAUCCUAAAGAUUCUGAGGAACACCCGGCGUUUACUUCUAAAGAGUGCAACAAGAAAGAGGGGAAUGAUGAUGCUGGCUCUAUUCCACAGUCUGCUGGGCAGAGUUCUGGAGCAAGAGAUGAAUUUCCUGGCUGUGUGGAGAACAGCUCCUGUCUUGCAAGUGAAGAUCAUUCCAGUUCAAGGCUUGAGAUGGAUCCCUGGCCUGAUUUGCCAUCCUUAAGUAGUGAACUGAAUACAGGGUACAAUAAUGGAAAUAAUGAUGGCUCCCUUGAACAAGGAUUAAUUAAUAAAAUGACUGUGCAGCUGGAUGGUGAACCUGAACCUUUUGGUAGUGCGCGUGAUGAUAAAGGAAAUGGUAGCUUUCUUGACUGUGACUGGGCUAAUAUCAAUGACUUUGAUGACCUGGAUAGGAUGUUCAGAAACGAGUCCAUUUUUGGACACGAUAUGGUUACCAAUAUGGACGAGCUUCUCUCCUCAUCAUCAGAUAUGAUUGGUAGCUCUAUGAAGUCAAUUCCUACGCCCGAUAUAACAUUAUCCAGCAAUCAGCCUUCUGAUCGAGGCUGUUCCUCUUUUCAGCUAGCUGAACAUUCUGGUGACAAGAGGAAGGUGGAUGACAAGACAGCAGAUACUGUGGAAACAAGAGAGCCAGGCUUUUCUCAAACCCCACAAAGCAACCAACUUGCAGAAAUGGAUGAUAGGAAAAAGAAACUGCUGAAGUCUCGCAAGAAAGCUGAAGAAAGGAGCAAGAACAAGGCCUCACAGAACUUUCAUGCCCCUUGGCCUGAAAAUAUAGGUCAAACUCAGCAACUUCCAGGCCAACAUAUGCAUCCUUUUCUUAUGGCUCCCUCCUUCACAAGCCAUUCCAUCGCCUGUAUAUGCUCAACAAAGGAAAGUAAAUGAUGCUGAAAAUAUUGGUUCC